Molecule: messenger RNA, 1094 nt
Organism: Ixodes scapularis (black-legged tick)
Lineage: Eukaryota; Metazoa; Arthropoda; Arachnida; Ixodida; Ixodidae
Product: phospholipid phosphatase 6
Exons: 3
Coding region: 238-927 (229 amino acids)
Molecular function (GO): sphingosine-1-phosphate phosphatase activity
Source: RefSeq, a predicted model, not a curated record
GCUUCUUUGUUGUGCCGCCAUCUGCGGACGACGUUAAUCUGCGCAUGCGUAGCACGUACUUUUUUUGCUUCUAAUCUUUGCCUUGCCAUCUGUGCCUUUCGGGUGGCGGAGAAUUCGCCGUACCCUAACAAUUUACGAGUUCUCUUGUCUAGUAGUUCUAUUUGACGACGUGAUAAGCAGACGGCACAGACGGCGUACACGACUGAGAUCGGCGUGGCAGGAUAAAGCGAGAAGACAAUGUCCAAAUAUCAAGAGGACGAUACGGCAGAGAAGCACAAGCGCCAGAACUUGCCGCCGCCCGGAUGGAAGCGGAACCCUUUGCUGCUGGCCCUUCGUGGAAUCGACGAAGCAGUGUCCCAGAGGCUCUUUCUGGCCGCCGACGACAAGUCCCCCCUCGCUGAGUACCGGCCACUGCUGUGCACGCUCGAGCGGUCUGCCCACUUCGCCGUCUGGUUCGGCGGCCUCGUCUUCCUCCUGUGGUUCUUCUCCAUGGACGUAACCAUCAGGACGUUCCUCUUCAACGUCUUCCUAGCCCUGACUAUCGACGUCAUCCUGGUGGCCGUGCUGAAGGCUGUGGCUCGCAGACGACGUCCGGGCGUGAGCCGCGAGGAGUACGAGUCGGACCCGUCGUCGUCCAACCUGAGCUUCCCGUCGGGCUUUGUGUCCCGCUCCGUGCUGGUCACCCUGAUCGUGGUGGAGCACAGCCACCUGUUCCCGCUCUUUAAACUACCCUUCGUCAUCUGGUGCCUGGCGGUGACCGUCACCAAGCUGCUCAUGGGCAGGCAGUUCCUCGGCGACUCGUUGGCAGGCUUCAUGCUCGGCUACUUCGAGUACCAUCUGAUCGCGUGUCCCCUCUGGCUUUCUCAGGACGCUGUCAGCUACCUCUUUAGCUCGUUGGAUGUCCUCGGGGACGGUGUGGUGUAUUGAGUGACUGAGUGAUCGAUGCGAUGAAGUGGUCUGCGACCUUGACAUGCGUGUCUGCUGUUGCAUGUAACAAUGCGUUUGCUGGGCCACCGCUGCGUGGUGCCCUGGGGAUUAGCGUUCUAGGGUUUUUAUAUUUUGUUUCCCUCACAUAAUAAAAAUGUUUAAAUUAA